Stegastes partitus (bicolor damselfish) is the source of this 2324-nucleotide messenger RNA. It is a transcript of the gene phyhip, whose product is annotated as phytanoyl-CoA 2-hydroxylase interacting protein. Gene Ontology annotation, molecular function: protein binding. The record is from RefSeq and is a predicted model, not a curated record. The transcript is spliced from 5 exons. NCBI's taxonomy places the organism in Eukaryota, Metazoa, Chordata, Actinopteri, Pomacentridae. Bases 175 to 1182 code for a protein of 335 amino acids. Gene Ontology annotation, cellular component: cytoplasm.
CGGAGAAAGAGGAAGAAGAGAGGAGCCCGUGUGUUCGUUUCACCUCCUAAUCAGUUUUCCUGGGGGAUCUAUCAGCGACUGCAGCAGGCGAGAAGAAGAAAGCGAAAUAAGAAGAUAGCACCGCUCAGCCUGGCAAGAAUCUUCUCCCAUCACAAAUCUGAGCUUCAUACAAAAAUGGACGCCCCUCUCUCCACCCCCUGCAACAUCCAGAUCUGUGAGGUGACCUGCGACUCCUUCCGCAUCAUGUGGGACAUGACCACCGAGGACACCGCCAGAGCCACGCACUUCUUCAUCGACCUGAGCCGCAAAGAGAACAGGGACCCCAACCGCUUCAAACACAGGGAUGUGCCAACCAAGCUGGUGGCCAAAGCUGUGCCUCUCCCCAUGGCAGUGAGGGGACACUGGUUCCUGAGCCCGCGGACGGACUACUGUGUUGCCGUUCAAACUGCUGUUCGACAGCCGGACGGUGACUACCUGGUGUCGGAGUGGAGCCAGGUGGUGGAGUUCUGCACCGGAGACUAUGCCAUGGAACACCUACAGCAGCUUCUUGACAAGGCCAAAGGCUCUGCAGGGAGGCUGCUCAAGUUCUCUGUGUUUUAUCGUAACCAGCACCCGGACUACUUUGACUAUGUCAGGGGGGACGGUGGAGGCCUGAUGCGUCCAGCACUGAAAGACAGCAGCGGGAGUCACGGCUCUCCUAUCAACGGCAAACUAAAUGGAGUCUUCUUCAGCUGCAACACAGAGUUUGAUACGGGCCUGCCUCCCAAAGACUCUCCGUACGGACCCCUGCGCUUCCAGAUCCCGGCCGGACAUCUGCUCAACCCCAACAUUUCCCUGUAUUUCGCAGACUUCUACUGUAUGUACACGGCCUACCACUAUGUGGUGCUGGUGCUGGCCCCCGUUGGCACAGAGGGCGACACCUUCUGUCGCACCCGUCUCCCUAUGUUGGACUUGGCCUCCAACCCUUUCCUGACAUACACCGCCCCCCAGAGGCAGGGGGAGGAGCCCCUGUACUGCCACGCCAGCGACGUCAUCCUGGAGGUGCUUUUCACAGAGCCGGUUCAUCUGGACCAGGGCAGCGUGGAGCAGAUCAGUGGGCACCACCAGCUUAUGAGUCUGACCACAGCCAACGCCAAGAAGGACCCAAGCUGCAAAGUGUGCAACAUCAGUGUGGGACGCUGAUGUAGGACAGACGUGGGAGCGUGUGAGACGAGCCGUUGCACGAGACAAAACAGUUGAGUCCAUCAUGUGUAGGUCAGAACACUGUGGAAACAGCAACCUAUUGGGGUGUGACCGUGCUGCAUUCCCACCUCCCCCCUGCCCGGACCACUGGUUUAAAUAGAGGACUUUUACAAUGCGUUUUGCAGCUGGAAAAAAAAACAGUGAAUGCCCAUCCACGACUGUUGAGUGAAACAUAUAUCGAAAACAUGAUAGGCUUCUAGAAAACAGGAGAAAAUCUGUGUUCCUUAUUUGUAGACAGUCAUAAGUGCUUCCUUCAGGUGUCUACAUGACGUUUUCUCAGUAUCUUUCUGAAUUUAUAUUUAUCCCCCAUGUAGAAGAGGUGUUUUUGGUUUUGCUUGAGUUUGAUGUGAUUAAUUUUACAAAAAAAAAAAUGAGUUCAAGUCAAACCAUUAUAGAUUAUAAAUAGAACAAAGAUUUUUUUUUAUACUGUAGAAAUCCUUUUUCUAUACAAAGUCUCUGCCAGAUGUUCCUUCUCCAAAGAAAAAAUCAUCAUAAUCAUUAUGACACUUGGUAACUUUAACUCUAGCUUGCGGCAUCCUCGCUGAACACUUUUUAAAAGCUGGCUGGUGACUUAUGAUUAAGAAAUCUACAGAUGCACUUUGACCCAACAACAAUAUUUUAUAAUAAGUCAGUUAAAGCCAUUUUAUGUGCUGGGGCUCUGAACAUAGGAGGAAGGUAAUGAGGAAAAGAGUAUCUCAGUGUUCAACCCUGAUAACUCUCUGGCAGCACACCUCAGCUGUAAACAUUCCUGAGCUAAGAUUAGCUUCUCUCCUCCUAUGGGGUUUCUAUUUGUCACAGCCCAGUUAUUUCUGACCUAUAUGUGAAUCCCACAAAUGCCCAAAGUGAAAGGGAUCCCCUUCCCGGUGCACAAGACCAAUCCAUUUGGUGGUGCCUGACCAAAAUGUAGGACAUGACAACAGCCUGGAAACAUGGUCACCGUGUGAUUAUUAAUGCUGAAGAAAACUGGAAAAAAAGAAAAUUGAAUACAACCAAACCGACUGGCUGACACUUCUUUUUAUACAGAGCAGCUGUUCAGAUGUCUAAACAUGAAUGAAAAAAAAAAAGAGAGUACCAUUUCAGAG